AUGCUGGAGAAGAAUGCGCAUGCGCAGUACAGACCCCUGGGGGUCCACCGAAGGGCUGAAGGAGACAGGAGGAGACAGGAGCAGAUACAGAAGGAGACACAGAGGGAGACACAGAGGGAGACACAGAGGGAGACACAGAAGGAGACACAGAAGGAGGCACAGAAGGAGACACAGAAGGAGGCACAGAAGGAGACACUGAAGGAGGCACAGAAGGAGACACUGAAGGAGGCACAGAAGGAGGCACAGAAGGAGACACAGAAGGAGACUCAGAAGGAGGCACUGAAGGAGGCACCGAAGGAGACACUGAAGGACACACAGAAGGAGGCACAGAAGGAAACACUGAAGGAGGCACAGAAGGAGACACUGAAGGAGGCACAGAAGGAGGCACAGAAGGAGGCACAGAAGGAGACACAGAAGGAGGCACUGAAGGAGGCACCGAAGGAGACACUGAAGGAGACACAGAAGGAAGGAUGGAGGGAGUGUGAGUCCUAG
This is a messenger RNA of Scomber japonicus (chub mackerel), 492 nucleotides long. RefSeq lists its product as uncharacterized. The record is from RefSeq and is a predicted model, not a curated record. Lineage: Eukaryota; Metazoa; Chordata; Actinopteri; Scombriformes; Scombridae. The transcript is spliced from 2 exons. Bases 1 to 492 code for a protein of 163 amino acids.